Molecule: messenger RNA, 663 nt
Organism: Striga asiatica
Lineage: Eukaryota; Viridiplantae; Streptophyta; Magnoliopsida; Lamiales; Orobanchaceae
Source: the annotation of a GenBank genome assembly
UAUAGAUACAACUCCUUGCAGUUCUCUAAUGAUAUACAAGUAGUUAAGAGACCAUUCUGCUUAUUAUUUCGAGAUUCGGUUGAGGGGAGACACUUAAGAGGAUUAACGAAAAUGGUCCUGCCUGAAGCUGGAGAACCCAUACUAUAUGAGAGGUUCAAGGACAAGCGCACCCCAUUCUUCAAGACCUGUGGCAAAAAAAAUUCCAGGUUCAUCGCCCGAAUCAUCUGCCAAUUCAAACCCAAAGCGUCUCGCACACUCAUUGGACAGAGAACUCAAAGGAAACCCAUUCACAGCUUUGUCCCAAGCAGAAAGGGAGACCUGAAAAUAACGUCUACCGAGACAAGGGAGCCGGGGGCAAUGGAAGACGAAACCAUGGCGGGCUCGGAAAGCCAAACUCUGCAGCUUCUGGAGUCUGGUACGACGUCGUCCAGAACAUUGCCAAUAAAAGCAGCUCGGGAAAUGAGAGAUGGGUAUUUUUCUGCAGCCUCAUCAAGGGACGUCAGCAGCUGUUCGUUGCUCGGCGGCGUGAACGGCGAUGAGACUGAAGAAGAAGCAGCUGAUGGUGAAGAUAAAUCGUUGUGUCUUCCAUCGGAAUUGGAGGGUUUUAAUGGUGUUUUUGAGUUCUUUUUCUUGGAAGGCAUUUUUUCGCAGCUGGGAAAUGAC